AUGGGCAACCUGAAUAUUUGCUCAACAUAUUUCAUUGAUCAGAAUAAUGUAAUUCAGAAUGAAAUGGUAGCAAAUAUUAUCGGAUGGGUGCUGCUGCUGGUGUUAUGUACACUUCUGCAGAAUCUUUUACAAGCAGCAUUUGACUGUAACGAGACAGAAUGUGGUCCUCGAGUAAGUAAGUGUAUGCUGCUGAAAGCUUGCAACUGUUCCAUCAAUCGUGACAGUAUUUUGCAUAACAACUGCUCCUGUUGCAAUGAAUGCAUUCAGUGCCUUGAUAAGCAGUACAUGCAAUGUUGCGCUUGUGUCGGACUCUGUAAUCCAAACAAAGAGGCAUUGCAUUUAAACAGUUAUGUUGAUCGAUUCGAUCAGGAUGAUGAAGAUAUUAUUGUUUUCGACAAGGUCGCACUAGUGAAUAAGGUUGGCACAACAUACACAUUUCCAGCCUUGCGCGAAUACUCGUUUGAUCGCAGAGGUCAAAAUAUGAAAAUGCUGGAGAGGACUCACCGAGAAACGAAUUGCACGGUAGUUUAUCUUGACAAGUGCAUGUCACAUAAACAGUGCAGUCGACAAUGUUUGAUUCUUGGUGCAUCGAUGCUCCGGUGGUUUCAUACGGGUUGUUGCGAAUGUAUAGGACAUACGUGUCUUCCAUACGGUUCAACAACAGCACGAUAUGAUUACGAUGUUGUCUUUGGUGUCGCAAAUACUCAAGGGAACAAGUAGCUUAGUCAGAUUAGUGACAUGAUUGUUUUAUCUUCUGUCAAUCAAAGUUGUUGCGACCAUUUGAGUUUAGCUCUAAAAUAUGGGCUUUAUUUUAUGUUACAUAUCUCACAGGGGCCACUAUGCAAUCGUCAUACCGCAAAUCGGAUGUCACUUCUCAAGGAUCCUUCAUUCGUACAGCUUCAGCAGCAUUUUGAAUCAGAAUGUAAAUAUCUGAAAAUGGCUGAUUUGUUUAAUCAAGAUCCACAACGGUUCCAAAAGUAUAGUUUGACAAUGGAUACGCCAGAUGGACCGAUUCUUUUCGAUUAUUCAAAGAAUAUUAUCAAUGAAGAAACGAUGAAGAAGCUAUUCAGUUUAGCGAAUUCAAGGAAUGUUUUGAAUAUGCGACAGGAUAUGUUCAGUGGGAAGAAAAUCAAUUUCACUGAAGAACGUGCCGUUUUGCAUACUGCAUUAAGAAACGUUAACAAUAAACCCCUGACAUUAGAUGGACAAAAUGUGACAAGCGAUGUGAAUAGCGUAUUGGAACAUAUGAAAGUGUUUUGUGAUCAAGUGAUCAGUGGAACUUGGAAAGGUUAUACAGGUGAAAAGAUUACCGAUGUUGUCAAUAUUGGCAUCGGAGGUUCUGAUUUGGGACCAUUAAUGGUAACGGAAGCACUGAAGCAUUAUCAGGUUGGGCCAGAUGUUCAUUUCGUAUCCAACAUCGAUGGUACGCAUCUAGCGGAGGUGCUAAAGAAAAUUAAGCCUGAAACAACAAUUUUUAUCAUUGCAUCGAAAACAUUUACAACACAAGAGACAAUCACUAACGCUAUCUCAGCGAAAGAAUGGUUUUUAAGCGAAGCAAAGAAUCCUGCGGCAGUCGCUAAACAUUUCGUAGCGCUAUCAACAAACGCUCCAAAAGUUCGUGAGUUUGGUAUUGAUGAAAAUAACAUGUUCGGAUUUUGGGAUUGGGUUGGAGGUCGUUAUUCGCUGUGGUCUGCUAUUGGUCUUUCUAUUGCCGUGCAUAUUGGUUUCGAUAACUUCAAUAAGUUAUUGAAAGGCGCAAGCGCUGCUGACGAGCAUUUUCUUAAUGAACCAGUUGAAAGAAAUAUACCAAUAAUUAUGGCUUUACUUGGUGUUCUCUACAUCAAUUGUUUUAAAGCUGAAACACAUGCUCUACUUCCAUACGAUCAAUACUUGCACCGAUUCGCAGCCUAUUUUCAACAGGGCGAUAUGGAGAGUAAUGGAAAGUUUGUGAUGCGUGAUGGAAACCGUGUCGAUUUUCCCACUGGACCAAUCGUUUGGGGUGAACCUGGAACUAACGGCCAACACGCUUUUUACCAACUUUUACACCAAGGAACGUUUUGUUUUUUAAAUGCAGAACCACUUUAUGAAUUAAAACAAAUUUUCGGGACUCGGCUUGUUCCUUGUGAUUUCAUUGCACCGGUAAAGUCGUUAAAUCCGAUAAGACAAAAUCUCCAUCAUGAUAUUUUGUUGUCUAACUUCGUAGCCCAGACGGAAGCACUAAUGAAAGGUAAAACAGCAAGCGAAGCUGAGAAGGAAUUGAAAGAUUCAGGAAUGAGUGAUGAGAAAAUUCGUAACAUACUACCGCACAAGGUAUUUGAAGGAAACAAGCCCACAAAUUCAAUCAUACUACCCAUAGUAUCUCCAUUUACUCUUGGCACUUUGAUUGCUCUGUAUGAACAUAAGAUUUUUGUUCAGGGUAUUAUUUGGAAUAUCAAUAGCUACGAUCAAUGGGGAGUUGAGCUCGGCAAACAACUGGCAAAAGUGAUCCAAAAAGAAUUUGAAGUGAAUACGGAGUGCAGUUCUCAUGACUCUAGCACUAAUGGCAUCAUUAAUUUUAUUAAAAAGGAGAAGCAAACGAAUAAAUGA
Messenger RNA from Cercopithifilaria johnstoni, 2586 nucleotides. The record is from the annotation of a GenBank genome assembly. NCBI's taxonomy places the organism in Eukaryota, Metazoa, Nematoda, Chromadorea, Rhabditida, Onchocercidae.